AUGAUUAGAAUAAUAAUAACAUUUAGCACAUUAGAAGAAGGGCAGGAUAAGAGAGUUAAUUUUUAUCUGCUAUCUUAUAGAGUGAUAGAAUUAAUUCUUUUGGUGUCUGACUAAACUGUUAAAAGAGUAUCGCCAACAAAGCAAAAACUUUCCUCACAUUUUUGA
Messenger RNA from Tetrahymena thermophila SB210, 165 nucleotides. RefSeq lists its product as hypothetical. Lineage: Eukaryota; Ciliophora; Oligohymenophorea; Hymenostomatida; Tetrahymenidae. The transcript is spliced from 2 exons. The record is from RefSeq and is a predicted model, not a curated record.